GUAUUAGUUUUCAGUUUUUUAGGUUUACCGCCCGGUUCAGUAUUCCAGCUGUUCAUUCGGCCCACUCCCGACGCAUUCUUUCUCGCACUCGCACAGUCGCACGAAGGGUUUCAUCGCAACUCGCAGCGGCGACCGGCGGCGGACGACGGCUGGACGGCGUGCCAUCUCCUCCUGGACCUCCCCUGCUCGCCUCGACCCGACGAUUCUCAGUCCUUUUGAGUUGGCUUGCUUGGACAGAUUACAGCCGAGAGAUCUUCCUACUUCAAUGCUUUGCUCGGACAGAUUACAGCCGAGAGGAGCCAUUGAUGCAAAAAUGUACGAGGAGUACAGGUUAAAUGUUACAAAUGAGGGGACAUUUUACCUAAGCGUCAAGACAUUUAUAUAAAGACUACAAUGCAAUUCUGUUGUAGUAAAAAACAAGACCAUUAGUUGUCUCAAGGAAAAAAAGCCUGUCUUGUUGUUUUGUGUUCUGUUUUGUUAAAGUGCUAGAAUUCCUUGCUGAGUUUAAGGAAUAUCCCAGAUAUGGCUUCAUCCAGUUCAUGUGCUAUUGAAAGUGAUGAUGCACAAUUGAAAGCCUUGUUUGACACCUUUUGUUCUGUUUGUUCACUUGAAGAUAUUGCCUUGGCCUAUAGCAAUGCUGGACAUAAUGUCGAAAAGGCAGGCGAGAUUUUGUGCAAUGUUAAUAAAAGUCACACCAAAGAUUCAUUUCAUGAAUUUAAUUGUGAAAACACAAAAGAUUCAUCUCAUGAUUUUAAUUGUGAAACCAGUUUCAAGCAAUUGGAGGAAUCAUCUAGAAUGGGAAAUCCUGCUAACUCUAUUAUUUUAGGUAAGAUUUCCAAUGGAAGGAAGCCCAAAAGAGUAAGUGCUUCAGUUGGAUCUGUUUCUAGUUUAAUUGGUAGAACAUAUUUUCGGCCUAUUUCAUCCCCGAAUGAGCCAUCUAGAACAAACAAACCACUGAAACUCAAUGUGCUUGAAUCACUGGUUGCUGAAUCUGGGAUCGAAAGAUUGGGUUCUGAACCUGUGGCUGAGCAAAUUCUAUUAGAUAACAGUGCAAAGCAGAUAUCAAUUAGUAAUACGGAUGUAGAGGAGUUCCUCUUCUCAAUGCUUGGUGAUGGUUUUAAGCUAAGCAUGGAUUGCAUUCGGGAGGUCCUUGGUAAUUGUGGAUAUAAUGUAAAGCAGAGCAUGGAGGAGUUGUUUUCCUUAUCUGCUAAAACAUUAGACAUCGACAAGGCAGUUGAUCAUAAUUUGCGUAGAAUUAACAAGCUGAAUGAGGAAACCUCCGCUAACGAGGUAGAAUGCAAGAAGCUCCCGCCUGAGGGUCAUUCAAAAGAAAUCUCAUUGUUGAAAGAAGAGAAAAUCAAUCUGUCAAGGGAGGUUUUAGAAUCAUUGUUCAGCAUCCCUGAUAUAUUUGAGGAGGAACCAAAAGUUAGACGCCUGGAGUGGGGACUAAAUCGCACAAGGGUGAUAGGGCAUAAGCCAGUGACUAAGCCUUUUGAUGAUUAUGCUUCAUCCUCAACACCUCAACCUGAAUUGACUCAACCUGAAACUAAAAGAGAUGAUGAGGAUAAUUAUCAGGUGCUUCGGAAAGCCGUAAAGCAACAUUGGGAUACAAUGAAGCUAUACUAUGAAGCCGCAAUAGAUGCAUUUAUCCAGGGUGAACAUGCACAAACAAGCUACUUCUCAAAUCAAGGUAAACAAUUUUGCCAGUUGGCUCGGGAAGCAGAUGAGAAAUCUUCUGGGCUGAUCCUAGAAAAAGCAGAACCCCAUGAAAAAGGCAAUGAGCUACCUCUUGAUUUACAUGCUCAUUCUGUUAACGAGUCUAUUCGAUUAUUGAAAUUACAUAUAUUUUCUUUAGCGAGCAUUCCUUCUUUUAGUUACUUGAAAGUAACCAUCAAUAAGGAUGAUGACAUUACCUCAAGAGGAAAGCGAAGAAGGGAAAAGGUGCUUCAGCUUCUGGAAAAGGAAUCCAUCCGGUGGUCUGAAGUGGAGAGCAGCUCGGGAAUAAUUUUGAUACCACUGAAUGAAAUAGACCAGAGCAGGUUGAGUUUUGAAACUGAUUUUUAAUUUUUAAUUUUUUUUUUUUUUGUGAUUUUGAAAGUAGCCUCUGAUUAAGCUGUGAAUGUUUGGGGCUAUAUUCUUUUUGGGACAUAUUCUUCCCAAAUUUCUGUGCAACAUACACUUAAAAUGAGAAUACUUUUUUUUUUCUGUUCUGUUACUGAAUGGUAUAAAGGUUUUAGUGUUUUUCCC
Dendrobium catenatum is the source of this 2247-nucleotide messenger RNA. RefSeq names its product putative nuclear RNA export factor SDE5. The record is from RefSeq and is a predicted model, not a curated record. The coding region runs from base 523 to 2064 and encodes 513 amino acids. The transcript has 14 exons. Lineage: Eukaryota; Viridiplantae; Streptophyta; Magnoliopsida; Asparagales; Orchidaceae.